Erythranthe guttata (spotted monkey flower) is the source of this 1604-nucleotide messenger RNA. NCBI's taxonomy places the organism in Eukaryota, Viridiplantae, Streptophyta, Magnoliopsida, Lamiales, Phrymaceae. The record is from RefSeq and is a predicted model, not a curated record.
UAAAUAAAAUAAUGAUAAUUCUGUUGAAAAUAGCGGCGGAGGCGUUUCGGUCAUUGGUAUUCAGCCCCCAACCUCAAAAUCCGGCGGCGCAGCAAAACUCCGAUGGAAGAGCCACCACCGUCUUUCGAGCGGAAACAAGAAACUCUCGGCCGUCGCAACUCCUAAUAAUCCAGGCCCAGAAUUUAAUCAAUUUUAGACAGAUCAACAUAUAUCACGACUCAUACGGCGCCGCCGCCACCGGCCAACACAUCGGAAGUACUGUCGUAUUCCUACUUUUCUCCGCCGGCGUUUUCGCCUAUCAGAAAAUCACGGCCGAAACAACCCACCACUCCGCCGGCGAGGAAGAAACUCUUUCCGAACCAAUCGCCGCCGCCGCCGCCGUAACUUUCACCUGCGAGAUCUGCGCCGACGAGAAACCCUUAACCUCGUUCCGCAUCCUCGCCUGCAACCACUGGUACUGCUCCGACUGCAUCACAAAGUACAUCUCAUCCCAGCUCCUGGAGAACAACGCUGCCGCCAUCAGCUGCAUCGCCGCCGGCUGCGACGAGCACCUCGACCCAUAUCAGCUCCGGUCGAUCCUGCCGGAGAAUGUGUUCGUCCGGUGGUGCGACGCCCUGUGCGAGGCCUCGAUUGAGGAAGAGGACAAAUACUACUGCCUGUACAAAGACUGCUCGGCGUUUCUGAUCAACGACUCGGAAUCGAGAAAGGAGAUCAUCGCGCAGGCCAAAUGCCCGGCGUGCGGGAGGUGCUUCUGCGUCACGUGCAAGGUGCAGUGGCACGAGGGUUUCUUGUGCGAGGAGUUUCAGAAGCUGAGAGUUGACGAAAGGAGCAACGAAGAUUUGAUGCUUAUGAAUCUUGCAAAGGAAAACAAGUGGAAAAGGUGUCCACUCUGCCAAAUCUUUGUUGACAGAUCUGAGGGUUGCUUGUUCAUGAAAUGCAGAGACGAACCGCCGGCACAAUUUUUAACCAAGUUUGAGCAUUUUCCCUUACUUUCGGAGAAUGGGAUUGAAAAAUACGAAACCAGAGAAUUUGUAGCUUGUAACUACAAAUGGAGACUCGUAAUUUAUCCUGAUGGUAUAGAAAAAGACAACCAUAUUUCCACGUAUUUGGAAUUGAUUACUUCUCUGCCUGCGAUGGAUUCGGAUAUUAAAGCCAUCUUCAAUAUCUUCUUGUUUAAUCACAAGUUAGACAAUUAUCUUUGUUUCCGAGGGAAUGUUAGAAGCUUUACGAAAACAAAGCCGAAAUGGGGAUUCAACAAAUUGAUCUCGGGGACAAUUUUGAGAGAUCCAUCAAACGGUUACAUUUUCGACAACGAUUGUGUGUUUGGAGCUGAGGUUUUUAUCAUAGGAAGCCAACCGAUAACCGAUUCUUUGUCCCCUAUCAAACCGCCGGCGCCACCUUUGCAUAUUCCAAAAUCCGUCAUCAAUUGUGACUAUGAUCUUGGCUUUGUACCGUUGGCCACUAUUAAUAUGGCAUCAAGUAUGUUGAGCUGCGUGGUGGCAAGUUACUUGAUUGGUUAUUACGGAACCAUGACAAGACAACGUCGAAGAAAAGAAAUUAGACUCGUGGAGAACUCGCAAAUUAUCGUCAUUAUCUGUACAUGA